UUCCACCCCGCGUACAGGCUGUCCCCUUACAUGGACCACCUGUACUCGUCACUGCAGCAUUCUAGUCCUGCCGCCAGCUCCUUGCAUGGAUUGGGCUUGCCUGCGGACUACCUCAGCUCUCGCGCGUUCGCGGACUUGCCAGCCGCCACCUCUACGGUUGGCAGCUCCGAGUUUCCAUUCUCUAUUGACGGCUCUCGACUCACAAGCCCUCGCCCAGGCAGCCUCCGUCAGAGUCGCAAGCGAGCUCUCUCCUCAUCGCCCUACUCUGAUUCAUUUGACAUCAGCUCGAUGAUACGCUUCUCUCCGAACUCGCUGGUCUCCAUUGUCAAUGGUUCUCCAAGUUCCAGUGCCAGUGGUUCGUAUGGCCACUUGUCGGCUGGCACCGUGAGUCCUGCGCUCGGCCUGCACCCAGGGAUGGCGCCUCACCUACAGCAGCUACAGGCACACCUGCUGCGAACUGCAGGGGGCCUGCUGCCCCCCUUGGCCGCCCUGGCGCCCCAUCAGCCCCAGCCCCAGCCCCCAGGACUGCUCGCGCUGCCCCACCCUCAUGUCCCGACGCCAGUGCACUCCAUCGCCAAGUCUGAGGAAUUAUAAGAGUAAAAUGAUUCGAAAGCUGUGUACUCCAGAG
Bacillus rossius redtenbacheri is the source of this 628-nucleotide messenger RNA. Its product is annotated as transcriptional activator cubitus interruptus-like. Gene Ontology annotation, biological process: regulation of transcription by RNA polymerase II. The record is from RefSeq and is a predicted model, not a curated record. Gene Ontology annotation, cellular component: nucleus. Bases 31 to 594 code for a protein of 187 amino acids. The transcript has 5 exons. NCBI's taxonomy places the organism in Eukaryota, Metazoa, Arthropoda, Insecta, Phasmatodea, Bacillidae. Gene Ontology annotation, molecular function: DNA-binding transcription factor activity, RNA polymerase II-specific; RNA polymerase II cis-regulatory region sequence-specific DNA binding.